This is a messenger RNA of Drosophila suzukii, 1528 nucleotides long. The record is from RefSeq and is a predicted model, not a curated record. Lineage: Eukaryota; Metazoa; Arthropoda; Insecta; Diptera; Drosophilidae.
GCCUAACAGGAGUUGCCAGACUGCUGCACUAAACAGCUGUUCGAAUUUCGGCGGCAUUUCAUUUCAUAAACAAUUGUAAUUAUUUUUAACAAAACAUGGGAAAAACUAAAGGAAAUGCCAAGAAAUUUGGCAUGCAUCCGCGGAAUGUGUUACGCCAACCGCCUGACUAUACCAAAUUGGCCAUUAAAUACAAGGAUUUUCGACAAGAGUGCGAAUUGGAACUCAAUGGCAAAGUCUCUGUGAAUUUUCGCAAUGAAAAGACCCUGCGAGAACUGACAAAAAUGCUGCUAAAAGAAUACUACGAUUUAAAUGUGGAUUUUGCACCUGGAAGUUUGGUGCCCACUUUGGCCCUGCGUUUAAAUUAUAUUUUAUGGCUAGAGGAUCUAAUGGAACCACUGAACUUAAAGGAUGUUAGGGGGAUAGAUAUAGGUUGCGGUUCUUCCUGUAUUUACUCCCUGCUGGGAGCCAAGAAAAAUGGCUGGCACAUGUUGGCCCUGGAAUCAAAACUUCAAAACAUCGAAUACGCCAGGGAAAAUGUGAAGAAAAACCAGCUUGAGAGCCUUAUAGAAGUCUAUGCCCAGCCAGAUAAGAUGAGCAUAUUCAAGAGCUACUUCGAGAAGGAUCAACAAGAGCUGCAGUACCACUUUUGCCUGUGUAAUCCACCGUUUUUCGAUUCCAACUUGCCAAAUCCCUUUGGCGGUAAUACCAGGAAUCCCGAAAGACGACCUGCACCGAAUAAUGCCCGAACUGGAAGCCAGGAGGAACUCACAUGCGCAGGUGGCGAGGUGCAGUUUGUGCAACGCAUCAUAGAUGAAAGUCUGGAGAACAAGCUGCGCGUUCGAAUCUUCACCACAAUGCUGGGCGUCAAGGCCAAUGUGCCAAGGAUACUGAACUACCUAAAGGAGCGGCAGGUGACAAGUGUCACCACCACGGAAUUUCACCAGGGACACACCACUCGCUGGGCGGUGGCCUGGAGCUACCAUGCAGAGCCUCUAAGCCAGGAGACAACUUGUAAUUAAGUUACACCUUAGCCUUUAUGGGUAAACUUUAUAUUUGGUUGUAGCUCUGUGCUUGAAUAGGUUUUUAUUUUCAGUAGAAGUCGUUUUAGUUUCGUAUUUUCAUUAAAAAUAGUGUAAAUCUUUGGUAAUAUCUUGCAAAGUUAAACAAAUGUACGUAGCUUACAUUACUUACACAAGUUUACUUCUUGUAGAGCCUAAUCGAGAAAGAAUAAGAGCAUCAAAUAGCUCGUCAAGUUUAUUUUAUCCAAAAAAGUAAAUCUCUUUACUUAAAUUCAACACCUGUCGCUUAAACAUCUUUAUUUAACCAACUAGUUUUUAAUCGUCCAAGGUUGUCUAAGUCUUAAAAUAGUUUAAAAGUGAAAAAAAAAUAUUUAAGACGUAUUAAAUAUUAAGAAAAUAUGAAUUCUAAGAAUGUUUAAGUGUAAGCUUCAACGCAGCACGUUGAACAAGGUUUUAAAAACGCGUAUAAUUAUUUUCAAUAUAACAAGUAAAACUCUAUCAGCUUUUGA